AUGUAUGUCGACACUUCCAAGCUCGCUACCGUGGCUCUCGCCACCAUCCUCUCCGCCAACUCGGUCCUCGGUGCGCCAAUCGCUGGACGCUCUUCCAACUUGUUGACCCGUGACCCCCGCGGCGGCCACCACUCUAGCUCUGGCGGUUCUACCGGUGAAAAGGUUUCGACUUGGACUGGUGCUUUGUCAGAUAUCACUG
Molecule: messenger RNA, 199 nt
Organism: Aspergillus glaucus CBS 516.65
Lineage: Eukaryota; Fungi; Ascomycota; Eurotiomycetes; Eurotiales; Aspergillaceae
Exons: 1
Source: RefSeq, a predicted model, not a curated record